Molecule: messenger RNA, 1306 nt
Organism: Colletotrichum godetiae
Lineage: Eukaryota; Fungi; Ascomycota; Sordariomycetes; Glomerellales; Glomerellaceae
Exons: 3
Coding region: 1-870 (289 amino acids)
Source: RefSeq, a predicted model, not a curated record
AUGCACAUCUCACACCCAGUGUCCGGGUCCCCUCCCCCGACAUUAUCCUUCCUCAUAUUGCUGCUCAUCAUCAACGCCGUCCUCGGCGGCGCGAUAGCCACCCCAACCGCACCCACAGCCACCACCCAGAGCAGCAAAAGAAAUGGACCCGCACCCCCGAACCGUGCCUACGAAGCCCCGCUCCUCGGCAUCACCCCGGCCCCGGAACCCUCCGCCGUAUCUCACCGUCUCCUCCGCGCCCGCCAAGGCGAUCCGCGGUCAUCGGACGGCCGCACGAAUUUCAUCGCGUGGUAUUCCCAGUCCGGCAACUGGGUCUCGGCAACCUGUCCGUCAAACAACUAUUUUGCCGCAGACGGCAGGUUCGGGGUGUGUUGUCCGCGGGGAAACCCUUACUGCGAGAUGGCGACGUCGUGUGGCGGGCCGUUUGAUAAUUAUGCCAUUGGACCGACUGGGCAGGCAGACUGGUAUGGAUUCUUCCACAUUCUGUGCUCACUUUUUGUUCCACCUGCUAGAUCAUGGAUGUUUCGUAAGAAUGGGAAAAGGGGGUGGGACAGUGGACCGAGUAACACCUGCGACACAAUCACCAUGCUCCAAACGCAAGGCAGCACCGACGCGAGGAGAAUCAUCUUCUGUAUCGCCAUGUCGGAACUCUACGUUCUCCCCAUGACUUGGUACCGCGUCACGCACCCACUCCCCGAAGCCUCCGUCGCAACAGUAACAGUAACCCAGAGCACAACGGUGACGGCGACUGCCCGGACCGGAGGAAGCCGCAUGGGUGGGCAACCAGGCAGCCCCUCCCGUUCGCCGCCUGCAAUGAUGGCUCUGGCUGUGGCUGUGAUGAUAUCGGUCUUGGUUCUCGGUGCUCCAUGAAAAGGCCUUGUGAAGAAACGUGAAGGUUCACAUUUAUCACCGGAUCGCCGGCUCCAGGUCUCAUCUGCCAAUACUCCUGACUGGUAAGCCUGGGACCACUCCACCUUGAAGACUGGACGGGAGAGCCAAGUCGCCAUGAUCGGCGCUGUCACCUGGCCCACGGGAAAGACGCGCUCGCUGCUCGCAGAGCCCGUUUUCGGACGAAGAAUACGUCUGGUUCAUGACGAAACCAACUAGGUCAUAGUCGGGGACAAACGAGCAGGGCUUUGAAUGGUAUAGGAAAUCCGAGACGAUGUCAAUGAGUGGGCAUGUCGAAUUGUAAUCUUGACGGGGGGCGUCACUAGACAGGGACGGAUCAUCUACUCCCAUGUACUUACAUGGAUGGAACAAUAUCUUUCAACGUAGAUCUUUAUCAAGGAAGCAAGAAUGCAUAGAU